Messenger RNA from Talpa occidentalis (Iberian mole), 979 nucleotides. It is a transcript of the gene EFCAB2, whose product is annotated as EF-hand calcium binding domain 2. NCBI's taxonomy places the organism in Eukaryota, Metazoa, Chordata, Mammalia, Eulipotyphla, Talpidae. The transcript is spliced from 8 exons. The record is from RefSeq and is a predicted model, not a curated record. Gene Ontology annotation, molecular function: calcium ion binding. Bases 78 to 731 code for a protein of 217 amino acids.
CCCCCGCGGCCGAGAGGGCUGCAGCGCCGCGACCCAGGCUCCCCGCGGCAUUUCCCUGGCGACGGGCCCGCAACAAGAUGGCGGAGGAUAAAGACAGGGAAGGCUCAGAGCUCCUGAUAGCAGAAUAUAACAAAAAAAUCAAAGAAGCUUUUGAAGUGUUUGACCAUGAGUCAAAUAAUACUGUGGAUGUGAGAGAGAUUGGAACAAUUAUCAGGUCAUUAGGAUGCUGCCCUAGUGAAAGAGAGCUACAUGAUCUGAUUGCAGAGUCCCACAGUAUUUACAUAUUUAUUGAGACUUCUCCAUUGGAGGGAAGAGGAUACGCAGAGACGAGGAUGUCUGAAGACACUCCCCCCUUGAAGAAGUGGGACCCCUUUGUGGGACAGUUAAGUCACCAUAUUUUCUUCAGGUGGCUUCGUUCCUUGGAGGUAGAGGAAGAAGAGCCCACUGGAUACAUUCGAUAUGAGAAAUUUCUUCCAGUAAUGACCCAAGUACUAAUGGAAAAAAGAUACAGACCAAUUCCAGAAGAUGUCCUUCUUCGAGCUUUUGAGGUAUUAGAUCCAGAUAAACUUGGAUUUAUUCCUAAGGAAGAACUGAUCAAGUUCAUGACUGAAGAAGGUGAGCCCUUCUCUCAAGAGGAAAUGGAAGAAAUGUUGUCUGCUGCAAUUGGUCCAGAAUCCACUUCAAUUCAUUACAAAGAAUAUAUAGCAAUGAUGGUGAUAGAUGAUAAUUAAAUGCUCUAAAGAUUUAAUUCCUAAUUGAAAGGAUGAUUUUUAAAUUUGCUUGCAUUGCUAAUUUCACAUUUUCAUCUAAUAAUUCCUACAUAUGACAAUGCCUUGUGAUGAUUAUUUCAAGAAAUAUGAUCAUACCAAUUUAAAACAUCCAUUUUUAAAGUGUGGCUAUAUGGCUUUCUGGAAUGACAACUAAUUAUUUGUAAAACUCUUAUUAAAACAUUUUAACAUUAACUAUGGAUUAUUGCUAA